AUGGUAUACAACCCCGAAGAGCCAGCAUUAUUUUUAAGACCAGCCGCACCACGACCACCAGUACCGGCUCCGAGAGCAGCGCCAAGGCGAAAUCGUUGGGAUCAGAGACCUGCUGCACUAGCGGUACCACAAGUAGAAGAGCAAGCGGCACCGAGAGUCAUACGCCGUAUUGCUCAUGUACCGCGACUACCACGUGAGGUGCCAGUACCGGCUCCGAGAGCAGCACCAAGGCAACCGCAACUACCACGUGAGGUGCCAGUACCGGCUCCGAGAGCAGCACCAAGGCAACCGCGACUACCACGUGAAGUACCAGUACCGGCUCCGAGAGCAGCACCAAGGCAACCGCGACUACCACGUGAAGUAUCAGUACCGGCUCCGAGAGCGGCACCAAGCCAACCGCGACUGCCACGUGAAGUACCGGCUCCGAGAAGAGUAAUUUGUAUUGGUGCUCAACCUCUUAGAGGAACAGCACGUCAACGCCUAACGAAGGCUAUGAGGAUGUUAGCCACAGCAUCCUCAAAAAAGGGGCGUUAA
This is a messenger RNA of Leptopilina boulardi, 534 nucleotides long. RefSeq lists its product as uncharacterized. Bases 1 to 534 code for a protein of 177 amino acids. The transcript has a single exon. The record is from RefSeq and is a predicted model, not a curated record. Lineage: Eukaryota; Metazoa; Arthropoda; Insecta; Hymenoptera; Figitidae.